Messenger RNA from Rosa rugosa (rugosa rose), 1984 nucleotides. Its product is annotated as anthocyanidin 3-O-glucosyltransferase 5-like. The transcript has a single exon. Bases 127 to 1611 code for a protein of 494 amino acids. The record is from RefSeq and is a predicted model, not a curated record. Gene Ontology annotation, molecular function: UDP-glycosyltransferase activity. NCBI's taxonomy places the organism in Eukaryota, Viridiplantae, Streptophyta, Magnoliopsida, Rosales, Rosaceae.
GCCCAAAUCUCUAUAAAACUUACCUGCGUCUCACAAUACAUGCGCGCUGAGCUAGCUAGCUAUAAGCUUUGUAGCUCACAAUAAUAUCUCUCUUCGAUUUCUCCUUAGUCCCUUACCUCUAUUUCCAUGGAGAUCACAAACCAGCAUGCAGCAUUACUCUGCAGCCCAGGUAUGGGGCACCUCAUCCCUGUCCUUGAGCUCGGGAAACGACUCGUCACCCACCAAAACUUCACUGUCACAAUCUUCGUCGUCCCAUUGCACACUUCCAAGGCCGAAUCUGAACUCCUCGACGCAUCUGCCUUCCCACGUAGUCUGGACAUCAUCGAGCUCCCAUCACCUGAUGUUUCUGGCCUUGUCGACCCCGAUGCUGUCGUCGUCACACGCCUCGCAGAAAUGAUGCGACAAGUACGACCUGCGUUUCGUGCCGCCUUACACGACAUGAUCAAGUUUCGUCAUCGUCGCCCCACCAUGCUCAUCGUGGACCUAUUCGGCACCGAAUCUUUGCCUAUUGCCGAGGAGUUUGGGAUUCCAAAGUAUGUGUACAUUGCUUCCAAUGCAUGGUUCCUUUCUGUAAUGAUUUAUUCUCCAACACUAGAUGAGCAAGUCAAGGGUAAAUUUGUUGACCUCGAAGAUCCACUAGAAAUUCCUGGAUGUAGACAAUUAUUCCCAGAACUUGAUAUCGUUGACGCUUUGCUGGACCGGAGUAAUCAGCAGUACGACGAGCACAUGCUGAUGGGAAGAGGAAUCCCAAAGGGUGAUGGAAUUUUGAUAAACAUAUGGGAGGAACUAGAGCCCAAGUCCCUAGCAGCACUAAGAGAUGAGAAAUUCUUGGGCCGAUUUGCGAAUGUGCCUGUCUUUCCAAUUGGGCCGUUGAUGAGGCCCAAUGUGUCUUCCAGCCCGAGGGGUGAUGUGUUUGAUUGGCUAGAUGAGCAGCCCAAUGAAUCUGUGAUUUACGUGUCCUUUGGAAGCGGUGGGGCCCUGUCGUAUGAACAAAUGGUCGAGCUAGCUUGGGGUUUGGAGAUGAGUCAACAGAGGUUCGUUUGGAUCAUUCGGCCGCCUAUCAGAUCAUCUACCAACGAAACAUUUUUCACGGCAGGGAAUCACAAUGGCGAGAACAACAAUCUAACUAAAUACUUGCCCAAGGGGUUUUUGGGCCGAACCAAGCACAUUGGGUUUGUCAUCCCUUUGUGGGCUCCACAAGUGGAUAUCUUGGCCCAUCCAUCGGUCGGAGGGUUUUUGACACAUUGCGGGUGGAACUCAACCCUUGAAAGCAUCACCAACGGAGUACCAAUGAUCGCUUGGCCGCUUUACGCUGAGCAGAGGUUGAAUGCUACGUUGUUGACGGAGGAGCUAGGGGUGGCGGUUCGGUCAAAGAUACCCCCGUGGAAGAACGUGGUGGAGAGAGAAGAGAUAGAGGAAAUGGUGAGGAAAAUUAUGGAGGACAAAGAAGGUUUUGCAUUGAGAGAUAGAGCCAAGAAUCUUAAAUUCAGUGGUGCAAACGCUUUGGAACAAGGUGGUUCGUCUUAUGAUGCUCUUUCUCAGUUCACUAAACAUGCUGAAAUGUUCGUGCAAUUUGCAAAUGGUGUUGAUCAUCCUUCCCAAGUUCCGUGAGAAGUGUAUACAUGCAUUUGUUUUGUUUUUUUUUUUUUUUGAUUUGUCAAUCACACGGUGUCCUCAAAUGCUUCUUAGGCCCAGAGACUAAUCUGUGCUCGGGGGAUCUUGUCAGAACGCUUCCUCCCCCCUGGCCACCAAGAAUAUAUUGGGAUUUAACUCCAAUAAGUGUUGGAGGGAUUCGAACCCGGGUGUGGGGGUUCCACACCUGGAGGCUCUUACCAACUCGACCACCUGUGGUGGUUCAUUUGUUUUGUUUUUGAAUCUGUUUAAUUUGUUAUUCUUAUCAUAAAUCAUUGUGCUGCAAUUUAGAAUUACUAGUCUUAAUGAUUUAAUUGUUGUUUCAAUGAACUGCGUUUGUAUGUAAUUAAAU